Molecule: messenger RNA, 433 nt
Organism: Catharus ustulatus (Swainson's thrush)
Lineage: Eukaryota; Metazoa; Chordata; Aves; Passeriformes; Turdidae
Gene: DNAJC4
Product: DnaJ heat shock protein family (Hsp40) member C4
Exons: 5
Coding region: 83-433 (116 amino acids)
Source: RefSeq, a predicted model, not a curated record
UUCCGGUGGUGUGACCCCGUCACAUGAUCAUCACGUGGUUCCGGUCACGCGGUUCCGGCCCCCGGAAGCGGAAGCGGCGGGAAUGGCGGCGCGGCGCGCGGUUGCCAUGGGGCCCCGGGCCGCGCCCCCCCCGCGCUGGGCCUGGGCCUGGAGGGGCCUCAGCACCAGGCGGGGCCCCCCCGACCCCCACUCGGUGCUCGGGGUCCGCCCCGGAGCCUCCGCCCGGGAGAUCCGAACCGCCUUCCUGGAGCGCUGCAAGGAGGUCCAUCCCGACGGGGACCCCUCGGACCCCUCCCGCCACGGCCGGUUCCUGCUCCUGGCCGAGGCCUACGCGGCGCUGAGCCCCCCCCGGGCCGCCGGGACCCCCCCCCGGGACCCCCCCGGGCCCGCCCCGAGCCCCGGGACCCCCCCCAGGGGGUCCUGGGGGGUUUGA